CAUGCACGUUCGGCUCACUCACAACGGGACCCAGACAGACCCACUGCUGCAAGAGAAACUGAGAGGAGAAAGGUACUCAUCUGAAAAAAGGAGAAGCAAAUUAUUGUUCCUGUUCUCUUUCUUAAGUUACUUUAAUGCACUGUCCCCACUAAACUCUGAACUAAAACUCACAGACUAGGAGAGCGAAAGGACAUGAGAUUCAUAAAAGGGCAUUAGGAGACACACAGUGAGGAGACACAGCCCUCCCAUUUCAGUGAUCACGAGACAAUGCAGAAAGGCAUCUAUGUAGCAAAAAAUCAUACUUCAUUUUUCACUGCUGACAUUAAGAAGCCACCAGUGCUUCCAGAUUACAGACAAGCCAUGCCUUCUAUUUUGAGAUGCAGCAGACAGCCCCCCUUCCAUGAAGAAUACUCACCGCACUUUCCAAACUACCAGUAUGAACAUUCGGAAGACACUCUGCGCAAUUUCCAUGAAGCAUUAGAAAGCGGAUCACGUAAAAGAAAGAAUUUGCCUUCCAAGAUGUCUCAUGACGUUGAACUUGCAGAUCCUAAAGACCUAAUGCAGACAGGUGAAGACAAGCAUUUUUUUCCACCUCGUCUACCACUGGUUUAUCACUUACCUUCCUUGCCAAGUUACAAUGCCAAGAUGCUUGAUUUGGCUAACAUCGGCAUUCCAUAUUACAGGUCAAUGGACAAUUUUUGGGUUAGUCCCGUAAAACAAGAACCUAUAAGAACAAAUGUAAUGUGGCCCACUGGCUCUAUAUAUUUACACCCUACUUACCCAUUCUUUCAUAAAAGCUACCCAGACAUGAUUUUACCUUUCCAUGUACCCUCACAAAGCUUGCACAUGCAUCAUGCCUCUGACUCAGUCCAACCAGAAGAUGACACUAUCAGUAAAACUCCAAUCCAUGAGAGUGAGGACAAUAAACAGAAAGUUGAGAGGGUUGAUGUCAAUAUUCAGAUUGACGAGAGGUUCUACGUGGAGGUGGGCGACCAGAAACGUUGGAAAUGCCCGAUGUGUGAAAAGUCCUACACGUCCAAAUAUAACUUGGUGACGCAUAUUUUAGGACACAGCGGCAUCAAGCCACACGCUUGUGCGAGAUGCGGCAAGUUGUUUAAACAGCAGAGUCAUUUGCACACCCAUAUGCUCACUCACCAGGGCACCAGGCCACACAAGUGCCAAGUUUGCAACAAAGCCUUUACCCAAACCAGUCAUUUAAAGCGACAUAUGAUGCAGCACAGCGAUGUGAAGCCAUACAACUGUAGGAUAUGUGGCAGGGGUUUUGCCUAUCCAAGUGAGCUGAAAGUCCAUGAGGCAAAGCAUGAGAGCGGGCACGAGAACAUCUGUGUGGAGUGUGGACUUGACUUCCCAACUCUGGCACAGCUUAAAAGACAUAUGACAGCCCACAGGGGCCCUGUACAAUACAAUUGCAGUGAAUGCGAUAAGACAUUUCAGUACCCAAGCCAACUGCAAAAUCACAUGAUGAAGCACAAGGAUAUACGGCCCUAUAUCUGCUCCGAGUGUGGCAUGGAAUUUGUACAGCCACAUCAUCUUAAACAACAUUCCCUGACACAUAAGGGUGUGAGGGAACACAAGUGUCGGAUUUGUGGUAGAGAAUUCACUCUUUUGGCCAACAUGAAGAGGCACAUCCUGAUUCACACAAACAUCCGAGCCUACCAGUGCCAUCUGUGCUUUAAAAGCUUCGUCCAGAAACAGACUCUCAAGGCACACAUGAUCGUCCAUUCUGACAUUAAACCUUUCAAGUGCAAGCUGUGUGGGAAGGCAUUUAAUCGAAUGCAUAAUUUAAUGGGCCACAUGCACCUCCAUUCAGACAGCAAACCCUUCAAGUGUCUGUACUGCCCCAGCAAAUUUACACUGAAGGGAAACCUUACCCGGCAUAUGAAGGUUAAACAUGGUGUCACGGAAAGAAGAUACCACACUCGAGGUUUGGGCAGGGCAAGGACAGACCUCUCCCACUCUAUUGUGCUUUGCAGUGCAGAGCAGAAAGAACCUUUUGACCUAUCCAGAAAGAGAAGAACUAACAAAACAUCUUGUCAUUCAGAUGGGGAGAGUGUGAAGGGUAGUUCUUCCCAAGAAGAGGAAGACGACAGGUGCAGCACUCUGGGAACAUAUGAACAAGACUUUACUUAUGAGUCAGAACUUGGUUCAGAGGAGCAUCCAAGUGUUUUAAAGAAGACAUGUAUCAAGGAGAAGCAAGAUAUUCUACACAGAGAUAGAGAUAGAGAAGGAAUAAGUCACCAGCACAAAGAGGAACGAGAAGAGACAAACCUAAGCCAUCGAGGGGGAAGUUUUGAACCAUCUGUUCCUUAUUACUUAUAUUUCAAGAACAGAAACACAAACUUAAAUGAGAUGCAUGAGGACUGAAAUCAUUACCAGACCACAGACAACAUCCCUAAAUAUGUAAAACGAGAUUGACAGCAUAAUAUCACACCCCAGUUAAUUAAGGCUAAUAUUAUGUCACAGAAAUGCAAUGCUAUUAUGUAAUUUGGCAUAUACUGUGCAACAUAUAUUUGUAGUUGGUUAUAGAUUUCAAUCUAUCUGCUUCAAUUAAUUGCAACAAUAAAAUCAUAGCACUUCAUGUUAAGUCAAUUUGCAUAAACCCAUA
Messenger RNA from Pseudophryne corroboree (corroboree frog), 2626 nucleotides. It is a transcript of the gene ZNF366, whose product is annotated as zinc finger protein 366. The record is from RefSeq and is a predicted model, not a curated record. NCBI's taxonomy places the organism in Eukaryota, Metazoa, Chordata, Amphibia, Anura, Myobatrachidae. The coding region runs from base 268 to 2385 and encodes 705 amino acids. The transcript has 6 exons.